This is a messenger RNA of Oncorhynchus mykiss (rainbow trout), 4007 nucleotides long. Lineage: Eukaryota; Metazoa; Chordata; Actinopteri; Salmoniformes; Salmonidae. The record is from RefSeq and is a predicted model, not a curated record.
UCGUUGCUCUGAUUGGAUCCUGCAUUGAAAAUGGGACGGGCUUUUGCCGGAAAUGUCGUUUCCGUGUCUGGAUGUAAUCAUAUGCGAGAUGGUGCUGUGGACCGAAUGGAUAUUAUGAAAUAAAAUAAAUACAACAUCUAAUGUUUCGAUGGACCCAAUCGCAAAUUGAGCAUCAUUCGCUGUAAAAUCGUUUUCGCGGAUUUAUCUUUUUUGUUUGAUGUAAUUUAUCAGUGAUUACACCCCCCCCCAACAAACGCAUUUGGCUGUGUGGCUAUGACUACGGAUUUACUAUCUGAUUUGGAUAGUCGUUUCUUCGCUGAUAACCUUCUGACAAGCGAAGAUUGGGGUAAGAUGCCUGUCUGUACCAGUGCGAGAGCAUGGAGGAGGGAGAGGAUGGGGAGUACACGAGACGGCCGAAAUAUGAAACAUCGUUUGACAACGAUCUCGUGCUGACUCUUGAUCCCGACAAUCCCACGUCGCCGUGGAGACACCUGGAUGACAACCUUCUCACAGGUGCAGAGAUGAAUAAAACAUGGGACAGUCCCAUAUUGAAAGAUAAAAUGACGAUAACGCAGCCUUUGCCAGUGGACAUGUUGUUCCGGGUGAAGGCGGAGCCUCCCUCCCCUGCCUCCUCGCUGGCCUCAGACUGCUCCCUGACGUCACUCCCAGACUCACAGAUCACAGUGAAAGGGGAGAACCCGCCCACACCUCCUUAUAUGUUUGGAGAUGUGCUGUCGCCACCACUUGGCACAUGUGAAGUCACGGUGGCCUCCGCGCCACAGGCCCAGCCACAGUCCCAUUUGCUCCCACAGCAACACCAGACAGCAGUCAACAAUGGCAUCGACGCACUUGCCACAGUCCACCCCACUGCAGCAACCAUCAAAGCCAGUACCAUCCUGAGCAGUAAGCCUCCCAUCCAGCCCAGGCCUGUGUGUUUAUCGGCUCUCCCCGUCCCCCAGUCUCCCAGUCCAGCCAAGGCCCUCAUACUGCACAGCCUGCCUAGCAUGGACCAGAGCAGGCCUGUGGUGCUUUCCCAGUCUGUCUGUCUGGGGUCCACUCCAGCCAUCGUCAAAAUGGAGCCUGUCUCUCCCAUCAUGCCUCACGGCCAUAGCCCCACAGCCCCAUUCCCCAGCAAACCCGUAGUCCCAGCGUCCUCUCUGCCAGGGAGCAAUGGCAUUGAUGUGAGUGUCUGUCAGUCACAUGUCAGUCAGUCAAUGAAGGUGAUGAAGAGGCAGCAGAGGAUGAUCAAGAACCGGGAGUCGGCGUGCCAGUCACGCAAGAAGAAGAAAGAGUACCUGCAGAACCUGGAGGGCCAGCUGAUGGAGGCGCAGCAGGAGAACGAGCGCCUUCGCAGGGAGAACCAGGCCCUGAGGGAGAGGCUUGUCGGGAAAGAGGGCAGUGAGUCUGGUAACAAUAAGAGGGCCGUCUGCGUCAUGGCAGUGCUACUGUUCAUGACUUUCAGUUUCGGCCCUGUCAGAAUGUUUUCCUCCAGUAUCACAGACAGGAAGCUGGAGACGGGACUACACGAAGAGGUGGUGCCUCACGCAGGAAGACGUCUCCUGGAGUUUGAGACGGCUCAGGAACACAGCAGAGUGGAGGAAAGGAUGGAUCCUGAGGAGGAGGAGGCAGGAGAGGAUGGGUGGAAGGGAGGAGAAGUGGAGAGGGAAUCCACCGAUUCAUACCAGUUUAGGAACCUGAGUGACGUGUUCAGUGACGUGAAGGACCUGGUCCUGCAGGACAUCGACCGCUAUUUCACCUCCAAUGACUGCAGGCAGUUCAACCGUUCCGAGUCCCUCAGGCUGGCGGAUGAGCUGAGAGGAUGGGUUCACAGGCACCAGAUCGACAGGAAGAAGUCUGGAGGGAAGCCAAAGAUGGUGAAAAAAGCUAAAAUAGCGCAGAAAGCACAGCUAAGGAAGACAAACUUCUCCAGAUAUCUUCCCAUACCGGCCCAUCGUUCCAUCGAGAGUCAGAUACAAGUGUUCCCUGCCGGUCCCGAGAUCAGCUACAGUGACUUCAUGGACGCCAUCGACCGGCGUGAGGAUACCUUCUACGUGGUCUCCUUCAGACGGGAUCACCUGCUGUUGCCUGCCAUCAGCCACAACAAGACCACACGGCCCAAAAUGUCCCUGGUGAUGCCGGCUAUGUCUGUCAACGAGAGUUUAUAUAACAAAUCCCAUGAGAUGAUGAUGCAGGUGGAUUGUGAGGUCAUGGACACCCGGAUCAUCCCCAUCAAAGCCUCCGAUGUUCCCCCGUCCCUCCGCGACCCCCCUUCGGCUCCCCCCGCCCACCAUCACCACAGCAACCACACCUCCCUCCGAGGCCGCCACCAUCCCCACACCGGCGGAGCGGAGUCUCCACGGCAACCCUUACCCAUCAGAAGACGGGAGGCUGAGUAUUACAUCAGCCAGGGGGGCCAGGUUUGAGGUUAUUGAAGGUGAACAAUCGAGAGGGGGAUUGGAGGAGAAAGGACAGGUAGCGGAAAACGGGACAGAGAGGGUAAUGGGAGAUCGAAUAGGUGAAGUUAGAUCUGGAUGCGGACUUAAUAAGGGAGAGUUGAAAGGUUGUAGGAAGCAAAUCUGUUAUGGAAUUACGGAGGCCAUCUGUACUAAUUGAAACGGAUGUUUAACAGUGACCUUGUGGUGCCCCGAUGUUGAAAUGUUGUCUCAGCAACUCAAAGCAAAUGUGUUUUAUUAUACUGAAGACUCAAUAUACUAAUAGCCACUUUGCAAACCUGCUCUGUUUUUAUAUUGAAGAAGUCAAAUAAAAUUGAAGGGGAAAAAUCUGAAAACAAAGCAAACCUAAAGGCUAUGCCAUCACCCACGUUAUUUAACCUCAUCCCACUUGACACCCUCUUUUAUUUAUAUAUAUUUUUUACAUUCUAGGAUUCAUGUUUACCAAUGGCUCCUAACUAAAUCAUUUCUUAAUAUAUAUACUUUUUUUUUAAAACCUGCCCAAAACAUAGACCUGGCAGUACACUGCACUAAGACAGAGCACAGAACUAAUCACUGAAAUAUAUAUGCAGCUAGUGGUAGAAUGGACUGCUCAUGGUUUCAUUUGAGUUGUUGUUGUUGUAGAGGUUGUCUGUAUAUUUGUUUUUAUCGCUUUCCAUUCAGAGGGCUCCUGCAGGUCAGAUGCUAGUUGUCAGCUUAGAUUUGGUUUUUGUUUGUUUAUUUUAUGUCAAAUGUGUUUUGGAUUUGUAUGAGGAUUAUUUAACUUGAGUUUAUUGGUUGUAAAUAUAAACGGUAGCUGUUGAGUUACUUUUUAAAAAAUUCAUACCUAUAUUCUGUCCUCUAAACCUCUGCAUCUUAUGGGCACAAACCUGCUGUUCCAGAAAUGAGCACAGUAAUAAUAAGUACAUGGAUGGACUAAAUAUAUUUGCAUUGAAUGUAGACCACCACCUUGAUCAUACCGUGUGUUUCUAUAUACAGGUGAUUUUCUCACUUGCACAAAUCUUGCAGCUGAUCCAUUUGUGUCUCUGUGUAAUUAUGGAGAACAGCAACAGCUGUGAUAGUGCAGAGAAAAAAAAACUAGGAUGUAUUAACAUCCGAAUAAAUUCUCAAUGUCAUCAGCAAUUACUGACACUUUAUCCAGAAUCAUCCAGUCACGCUGAAAUGAUAGAAUGUAUUGUUUCUCAUACACAGUAUAUGUGAAGUAAUUCCAGUGAACUGUAAGCAUCGUUUUCAGUUGUUUUUCUUUUGGUGGUUGUCGCCCCCCCCACACACACACACACACACACACAAACAAAAAUACAGUCUUAGUCUUUUGACCAAAAGUGAUUUCUGAAUUUACAAUGAGAUGUUAAGGCAUUUUCUUUAGUUGCAAACUCUCGCUAUGUUUUGUCUGUCUUUCUCUGCCUGAAGCACUGCACGCACUUCUUUGGCAAGUGUGUAUUUUUGAGAUAAUAAUGCCGUUCUCAUGGGAAUACCACCCAUGUUGUAACUUUUUUUAAAUAUGAAAAGUAGAAUUAUUAUUAUUAAAAUAAAUGAAUAAAAAAAAUUGAUAUGAAA